Echinostoma caproni is the source of this 606-nucleotide messenger RNA. Lineage: Eukaryota; Metazoa; Platyhelminthes; Trematoda; Plagiorchiida; Echinostomatidae. The record is from the annotation of a GenBank genome assembly.
AUGAUAGAGAUCAUAUUACAACGUCUCAGCAGCAUCCCAAAUCCAACAAAACCGGUUAAACAGUCCAUAUCUAUUGACGCUGUUGCCGCAAUGAUCACGGAAUUCGUGUACGGCCCGGAUGCAGGAACUGAAUUUGAUUCCUGGUUCAAACGUUGGGAAGAUGUAUUCCGUUUUGAAUUCGCAGAUGUUGAUGGUGGAUGGAUGGUGCGAUUACUGUUCCGAGAGCUGGGAAUCAAAGAACAUGAUCGUUACAGAGACAUGAUCCCGCCCAAAAGUCUACGUGAUUUCACUUUCGAAGAAACGGUCCAGCAACUUUCAGACACGUUUGGUGAAAAAGCGUCUUUGUUCAAUAUCCGGUACCAAUGCCUCAAGUUGGCGAAAAAUGAUACAGAUGACUAUGUGACACUAGCGAGCAUUGUGAACCGGGAGUACGAGAAAUUCAAAUUGUGUUCCAUGACUGAUGAUCAAUUCAAAUUCCUGAUAUUCUUGAGCGCACUUCAGUCUCCCCUCGACGCAGAAAUCCGCACUCGUUUUCUAAAUCGCAUUGAACAAAACCCGAACAUCAAUUUUUGGGCCAGCGGCUUGAGAACCUCAAACAUGACUUAG